Molecule: messenger RNA, 1115 nt
Organism: Orussus abietinus
Lineage: Eukaryota; Metazoa; Arthropoda; Insecta; Hymenoptera; Orussidae
Product: chymotrypsin-1
Exons: 5
Coding region: 9-806 (265 amino acids)
Biological process (GO): proteolysis
Molecular function (GO): serine-type endopeptidase activity
Source: RefSeq, a predicted model, not a curated record
GCAACGACAUGUCUCGACAGACUAACAAGAUUUUCUCAAUUACAUCGUCAACGUGUCUUGCACUUGCACUUGCAGUUGCAGCCGAGGGGACAUCAAGGGGACCGCCAACGCGUCUCAUCGGAGGGAUCAGUGCCGAUAUCGGUGAAUUUCCUUACCAAGCAUCUCUUAGACUGAAAGGCGGACAUUUUUGUGGGGGAUCGAUCAUCACGACAAGACACGUAUUAACGGCUGCGCACUGCAUCAUCGACUUCCUGUCAACCGGGUCUGACUUGACGGGGUUGACAGUGGUGACAGGAACUAACAGUCUGGCCCGUGGUGGGACGACUCAUGCGGUCGGUAAGUACUCGUACCAUAAAGACUACGCCGGAGGGCCUUCCAACAUGUGGCGCAACGACGUGGCUGUCUUGACGCUGGCCAAAGAAAUAGAAGUAACGACCGAACAAUCGCCCAUUUCACUGCCAGAUGAAGAUGUUCCCUGGGGUGAGACAGGUGUGGUCAGUGGCUGGGGUCUCACCGUCUACCCUGGCAAUUCUUUCCCAACAAUUCUGCAAAAAUCCAACGUGACGUUUAUCCAGCAAUCGGAGUGCAGCCGACAUCACCCCGGCAUUAUAACCUCCCAGAUCUGCGCGAUGCAGAAAUACGGUGUAGGUACCUGCAACGGCGACAGUGGGGGUCCCUUGGUGUAUGGAGACACCGUCGUGGGGAUAGUGUCCUGGGGUAGAAAUUGUGCCCUUGGUGUUCCCGAUGUCUACACGAAGGUCUAUUCUCAUCGGGAAUACAUCCGACAGAUCGUGGACAGGAUUUAGAAUCGCAAGGUGCACUUUCUCAGGCUAUUCUCGAUUGCUUUAACGAAUUAAUCUCUGGUAGGUUCGUUGGUGAGGUUUCCUAUCCCUGGCGUCGAUUUGCCGGGGUCAAGUCAUCCAUCGCGCCGGUAAUAGAGCCGAUCCGCCGGGAAAAUAGAUUCCCGUCUCCGCAACCGUUGAGCAGGUGCAACUCACCUGUAAUUGCGCCUGAGAAACCUCGUAAAAGAUAGCCGGCUAAUUUCAGCGAGGAAGAGAUUUUCCUCCCAGAAAUCCCACCGAGGAUGACGGCGUUUUAAGGUGAAGUGAAACACC